Messenger RNA from Aspergillus ochraceoroseus IBT 24754, 954 nucleotides. RefSeq lists its product as uncharacterized. The transcript is spliced from 5 exons. The record is from RefSeq and is a predicted model, not a curated record. The coding region runs from base 40 to 888 and encodes 282 amino acids. NCBI's taxonomy places the organism in Eukaryota, Fungi, Ascomycota, Eurotiomycetes, Eurotiales, Aspergillaceae.
UCUUUUUAGUCCUCAGUUCUACAGAGUAGGCACAUCGGUAUGGGUGGAGCGCCAGUCCAAGUUAUAAUAGCAAUAGCGCAGAUCAUCUUUUACAUCCCCGUUAUUGUGCUCGCAGCAAUUCUGUUGUUCUACCGCCAUGGACCCCCUCGAUUGCCAUGGUACAUCCUGCAAAUCUUCUGCGCAGUUCGAGUUGCUUGUGGCGUUGUUGUGAUUCUAUAUGAGAAUAGCCCAAAGAGCGUCAAUCUUUAUAUUGCCGCCCUGGUUCUUUUGAAUGCCGGACUGUUGCCCUUGAUCGGGGCUACUCUCGGCCUCUUACGGCUCAUCAUCUUUUAUGACUUCCAAAGCAACAAGAGUCUCAAUCUGCCUAUGAUCCUGUCCAGGAUCUUAUUCCUUAUCGGCAUUGCAUUGGUGAUUUCAGGCGGUUCCGUGAUGGGGAACACUACCGAGGCCAACUCCUUGACGACAGGAAGAGCACUUACCAAAGAUGGCUACAUUGUUGUUGCUAUCUUCAUGGCAGUAUUAAUCGUCUUUCAGGGCUACUUCUGGACGCAAUACUCUCGUCUGUCUCGCCCAAGUGUAACGAUCCUAAAAGGAAUAGCCCUCGCCGUUCCAUUUCUCAUUGUGCGCAUUUCUUGGCUUUUCCUGUCCAUCUACCAUCCCGACGAUCCGCGCUGGAGCAACCUAGACGGAGAUAUUGGUCCAUUUGUCGUCAUGACCGCGGUAAUGGAGUACAUUGUGGUCUGGAUUUACAUCGGGACUGGCUUCAUGAUCCCGGCUACAAAACGGGUGGUUGAUCCUGCUAGUGAUCCAGCGCGGGAAACCAAUCUCGAACCGGCGCUGGAGCAGGGCACUCUGUACGCUAAGAUUCCCUCUCGAGAUCGGGUAUAGAACACUAUCCAGUAUUCACCUUUUUAUGUGUGUGUGUGUUUUUUUUUUUUUUUUUUUUUUUUUCUU